AUGUUAUUUUUUAAUUGGAUCUUCUAUCUUGGAGCUUCAGCCUUGCUCUGGAUCACCGUCCAAGCUCGACCACGACCGUCCCAUAACAUUGUAAAGCGUGAGUACUUUGAAGAAUGCUAUAUCAACAACCUGAACUACAAGCUACACAACGAGACUGUCAAGUUGAUCGGUUACAUGAAAAUCAAAAUUCCAUUUGAGGAGAUUGACGCGUUUGAAGAUCACUACUUCAGAUACUAUACCGAGCUGCAGAAAUUCGAUUCUCAUUUCUAUAACCAGGGUUCGAUGCCCGGUUGCGGGUGCUUAAUCAAUCAUCAAGGAUCCAUGAUCGAAGCUAACGAACUUGGUGAAUUUGAAAUCAACGACGCUGAUAACGAUUGCGUAGUGCUUGGUCGGAAACAAACAGAUCACAUUCGUGGCAUCCACAGCAACAGUAUCAGAGACGGUAUCAUCUACCUCGCAAACAAGGCCCGUCCAACACAUCGAAUAGGCAAAGUUUUCGUGUACGACUUUGGAUACAGGAGCCUUGACCACCAUCACGAUCAUUCACAUUAUAAACGCAGCGACGGCGAAAUAGGCUGUAUUGCAAACCACGGAGGUGUAAAUUGCAGCGACAAGUUUAAUAUUUAUUCAAAUCGGUGUCCAGAGAAUAAAAACACCUGUAUGGAUUAUAAUGGAUAUUUUACAGAUUGCAAGAAAGAGCACAAGUACAAAGGAUUUCUUGGUAGCGAUUGUGCGACUGCUCUUGCGCGGGGACACUGCUGGAAUGAGAUUAUGGACUAG
Molecule: messenger RNA, 780 nt
Organism: Paraglomus occultum
Lineage: Eukaryota; Fungi; Glomeromycota; Glomeromycetes; Paraglomerales; Paraglomeraceae
Source: the annotation of a GenBank genome assembly